Molecule: messenger RNA, 1097 nt
Organism: Gilbertella persicaria
Lineage: Eukaryota; Fungi; Mucoromycota; Mucoromycetes; Mucorales; Choanephoraceae
Exons: 3
Coding region: 24-1037 (337 amino acids)
Source: RefSeq, a predicted model, not a curated record
UUACUCUUUCCAUUCGUUUUAAAAUGCAACUUUCUAUUAGCCUCUUCAUGGCAAGCGCUCUUGCUAUUGCCUCUUCGUUUGUUCAAGCAGAUGUUAUUACCUCAAAUGACUAUUAUCCUUUAACCACUAUCGAGAGUCAACAAGAUUUCUGUAUUUUCCUUCCUCCUCAACCUGGACUCGAGGUUGCUAUCAAUGAAAACAAUGGUAUUCCUUUCUGUUCCAACACUAGCCUUGUCAAGAACGCUACUCAAUUCCCUGAAGGUUUUAUUACUACUGCCCAUUAUUUGAAACAGAGCAAUUAUGUUCAAAUCACAGGCUUCUUUGAUCGUACAAAAUAUGACUUGGGCGAAACUGACGGUGGUGGACAAUACGAUAACCAUGAUAAUGGCAAGCCUGUAUCUGCUCAAUGUUUGGGCUACAACUAUUUUGUCAACUUGAUUGAACCUGAUAUUCAAAGAUUCUGUAUUCGUUGUUGCCAAGAAAAGGAAGACUGUAAUACCGGAAGAUCAGGUUACGGUUGUCUUCGUGUGGUUGAUGGUGAUUACACUAAUGAUAACAACUACAUUGACAACUCUACUUCUAGUUCCUCUAUCAGUAACACUCAUGAAAACAGUGUUUAUCACGAAUUGGAAUUCCUUACUUCUCAUAGAAAUGCUGACACUAAUGAUCAACAGCAAACAGAAGAUGAUGAGUCUUCUUCUGAUCCUAAUACUGACAUUGCCUCUGAAAUCGAAAGUCUUAGAAGCAGCACAGAUUCUGUUGAUGAACUCAAAAGUCAAUGGGAAUCCUUCACUACACAAUUGACCUCCGAUUACCCUUCUGCUUCCGAACAAAUCUCUGAACUGAAUACUCUUGCCUCUAGUCUUACUACAGCUGAACAAUGGGAUGCCUUCUUCAAGCUUGUUUCCAACAAAAUUAUUCAACUUCCAACUUCUGCUGCUGAUUCUGAAGCUAGUACUACUCAUACUGAUACCAAAGAAGAUUUAGAAUGGUUGUUUAACCAUCGUAAUAGCCAUGAUAACCAGGCUACUUGGUAAAAUAAUAAUAAACAUACUAAAAAUAACUCCAGCCAAGAAAGCGGAUAAUUUUACUCAAAA